Molecule: messenger RNA, 2171 nt
Organism: Clupea harengus (Atlantic herring)
Lineage: Eukaryota; Metazoa; Chordata; Actinopteri; Clupeiformes; Clupeidae
Product: E3 ubiquitin/ISG15 ligase TRIM25-like
Exons: 11
Coding region: 501-2171 (556 amino acids)
Molecular function (GO): protein binding
Source: RefSeq, a predicted model, not a curated record
UCGUGCACUUUCUGCAUUGCUGCAGUAACAUCCAAGAGAGAGUGUGAAAUAUUAACAUUGCUCGCCUGGGUGGUAAGGGGGAGGGAGAGGGCAAGAAAGAGAUAGUGGAAAGGCUAAAAGAGAGAGAGAGAGGGAUGGGAGGAGAAGAGGAGAGUCUUCCAUCUAGGGAGCAGCUUAAGUCGUGGUGGGUGGUGGGGGCGAGUCUCUCACUCAGUGAUCUGCAGUGCAACUGGAGGAACUGGAAGUCACCAUCUCAGCUUCAUCUGAAUACAAUACUACAUCAAUAAAUAGCUUUGGAAGAUUACAUGGAAUUACUACACAUGCGAAACAGCUACACAAUGAGGAAACAAGACUGCUAAAUAUUCUGGGAAUGUUAGAACCACCGCCUUUGGCAUGCUCCAAAUGAUUCUCACACACAGGGACACUUCCUGUAGAAAAGCGAAACACUGUUGGAUGACAACACGUUCAAACCUGCCUGUCUCUCACUCAUUCGGUGGAAAAUGGCCGGUCAUUUAAGGAUGGAGGGGAAUAUUAAAUGUCUCUUGUGUGAGGACUAUUUAUCUGAGCCAACAACUCUACCAUGUGGACACAACUUCUGCGUGGAGUGCAUCGAAAGGUGUUGGGACAUGGAGGUGUACACGGGAAUCUACUCUUGCCCCCAGUGUAAGAGGACCCUCACCAGAAGGCCCAGCCUGAGCAAGAACACGGCUCUGGCCAUCAUGGUUCAAGAAGUCCUUGAGCUAAGGAGUAAACUGCCGGGGGUUGAGAGGAUGAAGAUUCAGCGUGAUUUCACUGACACUAAAGAAAGACUGAAGAAACAGACAAAAGAGAGAGAGGAGGACCUGGAAAAGCUGAGAAGUGCAAUGAUAUCCCUCGAGAAAUCUGCCGAGACAGCAGUACUAGACAGUGAGGGGAUUUUCGAUGAGCUGCUGCGCACCUUGGAGGAAAAGAGAAGGGAGCAUCGAGAGCACAUUAGAGAGAGGAAGAGAGCCAUUCUGAAACGGGCAGAGAGGGAGGAAAAGCAGAUCAUCGGACAGAUCUCCAUUCUGAGGAGGAAAGACACUGAGCUGGAGAGUCCUGGUCCCCCUGUGCAGGACAAUCCACAGUUCCUUCAGAAAUUGCAAGACAUCAAGAGCCUGCUGCAACAAGGAAAACAACCCCCAGUCAUCACAAAUAACAACCAUUUGUUUUCGUUUGUUAAAACCGACAUGAACGAUUUGAGAGUUAGUGUAGUGGAAAUAUGUGAUAAAGCCAUCGAGAACAUUAAACAGCAAGUUAAUGAUGUACAUAUUCUACCCCCACCAAUGGUCAAACCACGCACUAAACCAGCACUAGAUGUCAAUAAGAAGAAGGUCACUGUAGUCAGACACGUAGAUCUCAAAGUCCCAGAUGAGGAUCACAUGAGAUAUCAGGUACCAGCCAUACCCCCAAGAGAAAGGGAAUCACAAGAACCUCUAAACAAGCCAAAGCCUCCACGUCUCGUAGCAAGGUCCCAGUCAACCAUAUGGCAUGGACCAAGAAACAAACCCUGUGAGUAUGCUACUUCAGCCGAGAUCAGGCAGUCAAACACCAUAGUGUACCAGACAAAGCUUACGGACCACUCUAUGACCAGAGAGGACUUGCUGCAGUACACCUGUUCACUGUCACUGAAUCCUGAGACAGCCAAUCCGUCCUUACAGCUCUCUGAUGGCAACAGGAAGGCGACGUGGAGUGGGCAGCGUCAGCGAAGGUCAAGCCUCUCCAAGGCGUUUGAGCACUGGGAACAGGUGCUGUGUGUGGAGGGCCUGGUCGGGCCACGCUGCUACUGGGAGGUGGAGUGGAGGGGGAGGGGCGUCUUCAUCGGUGUGGCCCUGGACGGACUCUGCCGGAGGGGUCGGGGCCUGGAGUGCGGCCUUGGGCGCAACGCCAGCUCCUGGAGCUUGCAUUGUGCCGACAGCCAAUGCACGGCCUGGCACAACAACGUCGAACAUGAAGUCAACACCCAAAUCUCCUCCCCCAGGAUUGGUGUGUUCUUGGACCAGCUGGAGGGGACACUUACAUUCUACAGCGUCUCCAACACUGCAAUGCCGCUCCACACGUUUACAGCCCAAAACUUACGUGGGCUUCUCUUUCCUUGCUUUGGCGUUGAGAAGGAAUCCUCUGUGAAGCUUUGUCAGCUGGAGAAGAAGUAA